AUGGGUACGGGGGUUCAAGCAGAGAAUGACCCAAAGCCCACGUCCGGCUCAAUGCCACUGUCCCCCGCGACGCUGGUCAAGAAUCGUCGGAAACGCUAUCUGGAUACCCAUCCGGAGUAUUUCUCUGCUGAUCUCGAGCUAGCCGACCCGUUGCUGUACGAUCGCUUGAUCCGCCGAUUCCAGACACCGGCGGAGCGAGAGGCUGAAGGGCGAGCCAAAGGGUUCUCGGGCAUCCUUCAAGCGGACCUUUAUCGUUCGGAGGCCAAGAUGGAUGCCCUGUCUCAUCCGGAUCCCAAUGCAAUGUUUAGCUAUAGCCGUGGCCCGAACGGGGAAAUCCUCGCGGAGGACAAAGAUGAGAUACCGACGAGCAAGGAAGAAGGUGAAAAGACCUGGCAAUGGGAGAUGACACUGCGAUUUAUAAGGGGCGAAGACCACGACUUCGACUAUGCCACUGUUGAUGAGAAUGACGAUUAUGAUGACUGGAACGAAGAGCAAGAGCGAUAUUUCGACGAUGAAGAACCUGAAUGGAUCGUCGAAGGUACAAGUGGCGGUGACGUCAGAUCGAGACUACAAGGAGAGACGGGUGUUCAAGACUUUUGA
Aspergillus bombycis is the source of this 600-nucleotide messenger RNA. RefSeq lists its product as uncharacterized. Lineage: Eukaryota; Fungi; Ascomycota; Eurotiomycetes; Eurotiales; Aspergillaceae. The transcript has 2 exons. The record is from RefSeq and is a predicted model, not a curated record. Bases 1 to 600 code for a protein of 199 amino acids.